UCUCCUUUAAUCUGGAUUUGCUGAUUUUGAGUGUUGAAACUCAUUGUUAAAGUCUUCCAAUUCACCUUAACAUCUCCUAGGUAGGCCAACCAAGUUACCCCAAAAAUUAAAUCAACCUCUCCUAAGCCAAAGAGGAAAAAGGUCUCUUUAACCACGUAGUUUUCCAGUUGUACCUCUAUCUGCCUGCAAUACCCACUCGUUUGUUUCUUCUGCCCAUCACCUAAUCGCACACAGUAGGAUGAAGUUAUUUCCACUUGCAAACCAGGAAGACUUACCAGAUCCUGUGAGACCAAAUUGUGACUUGCUCCGCUAUCAAUCAAUAUUAGCACAGAUCUUCCCUUCAUUGUUUCUUGCAGCUUCAUAGUAUGAGAUUGAGUCAAACCUCGAACUGAAAAAAAGAGAAAGUUCCAUACAUUGAUGUUCAAAAUUAAUGAUUUCGUUUAUAGCACUUUUCCGUCUCAUUUCUCCUUACUCCUCUACUUCUCCAUUCCCUUCUUCUUCUGCCAAUAUGAUGACCGACAAAUUCUUCUCUGGACAACGAUGCCCUAGAUUGUAUGCUCCUCCGCAAUGAAAACACUUUCCUUCUUCUCGUCUUUUGACAUAUUUAGGGUACGGAAGACUUCUUGAUCCUCUAUUCCUCAUUCCCCCGGCUGAGUUUCCUCUUACGUUUGAGUGACUCGUCGUUCGUCCCAUUCCCCCCUUUUGUAGUGUUGCUGCGACUACUAGAAGCCAUUUGCAAGAUUCCCUUUCCUUUAAUAAAAGGCUCCAUUCGUGACACUAUUCUCGAACCUCCUUUGUACCAGAAACUAGAAUUAGUAUUUCGAUAAGACAUCUCUCCGCUUGUUCUUACUUUUGUCAUUGCAUCCUCUACAUUGUGCGCAAUCUCCAUGGCUUGAACUAAACCUUGUGGAUCAUGUGGCUUGAUUUGGUUACGUAUUUAUGUUAGUAAUCCCGCAAAAAAAUAUGCCAACAGUUGUUCUUCUGAAACCUAAGGAAUUUGAGACGCUAACAAUUCAAAUUUCUAGAUAUAAUCUUCCAUCGUAUCAAUUUGUCUUAUUGCCGCCAAUUGUUCGAACACUGUGUUGUGGUCACUGCCACCAAAUCUCCUACUCAACGCUGUUGUCAGCUCCUCCCAAGAGGGGUUCUUGGUUUUUUGUCUCGAAAACCUGAACCAAUGACUUGCGUUCCCUUCCAUAUUGAUGAAAGCUAGACAUAACUUUUCUUUUAGGGUAACAUUCUACAUGAUACAAACCCAAAUGCAAUUGGGGAUCCUUUAAUCAGAGAAGAGAAUGGAAAGAACAGGUGGGGCAGGAUAUAUGAGAGGAAAAGACCUAGGAAGAAUCACAUGGCACAGUAGGAGGAAUAAGUUGGUUAGAAGAGAGAGAAGAAAGAGAGAUAGUGGGAGUUAAAAAGAAUCAAGAGGUAGCAAUCGGGGAGGGAGGAUCAUUUUUGGAGGGGAACUGUGUGGUUGCUUCUUAGGAGCUUGGCUUUGGGCAGUUGGAUAUUUCUAUCCUUCAGUAUUUCGUAUUUUCAAUCAAACAACAUUACUGAUUUCAUUGCUUAAUUUCUGAUUUCUUUAUUUCUCCAAUCUCAAUACAAACCUCAAAGAACUUCUCCACUCUUGAUAUCCACCCUAAGGGAUCGCUCCCUUCAAACGUUGGUAGUUCCGCCCUUUUCAUCCACAGCCUCUGCACAUCUGCAUCUUCCUCAUCAGGUUUGUUGUUGUGAGCAUAUCUUUCUUCUUUUCUUCCCUCACCAUUAACUGCCUUCCAUGACUCACCCUCCACGUAUCCGGUAGGUCGGACCAGUUGAUAAGAACUCAGAAAUGAAAAGAGGAUAAAGAUUAAAAUUCUUCAUUGAAUAGACGGAAAAAGAACACAACAAUAGGAGAAACUCUCUCCUCCAAGGGUUUCCCCUUCACAAAGAGCUAACGCUCAAUCUACCAAAAACACUUCCUAUCCCUCCUCCUCUCCUCCUUUCCUAUUUAUUUAACUAACACUAACUAACACCUCAGGUAACUAAUUCUAACUAUCUUAGCUAAUUUCUCUUCUCCAUUUGUCCUAACAUUAACCCUAAACCUAGUUUUCACUAUAUUCAAUAUAUUCUAUAAAAUUUCAUAUUCCGUUACAAUUUUAAAUUGUUAUUUUACAGUUAUUAGGUGGUUAUAUUGGUUUGUAGCUAUUUUUUACAUUACUCUUUAUAUUUUGCUGUGUUAUGCUUGUGGGUGUCGUGGUACAUUUAUUUUUUAGACUCUCUUAAUGAGACUUUUUUUGUACAUUCACAAGUGUUGAAUAAAGCACAUCUUUCAUUAAUUUUCGUAUGUUUAUGUUUACUUCUCUCAAAAUCUAAUAUGAAUUGUAGGGAUAAAUUAUAUCCAUCAUAAAUUAGGAUUUUCACUUAUUAGAUCUAUGUAUUCUAUUUAAGAGCAAUUGGUUCUUUAUGAAUAAUAUAAGAAAUAGCUCUUACCCCUUCAUUUUUCAUCUCCAUCUUUGUAAGAGACCCCCUUUCCUUUGAUCUUUAACCAUGGUUGUUGUUCUUUCGCAUAGUAAGUUUUUGCAACAUAUUUUUCCUUAAAAUAGGUUUGCUCUAUUGCAAUCCGUAUGGCUUUUGCUAAAUUGAAAAACAUACAUGUGUCACUGAUUUUUUGAACCACUAAGUUCCAAAACCAAGCUAUGAUCAUGGAAUUUCAUCCCAUGACCUAUAUGUAGGAUCAUAUUUAGUAGAAACACCAUAGGUUAAAUGGUUAGCCUAGCCUUUCCCUUCCCCUCCAAGAUGGUCUCGAUGAGUUGAGACUAUUUUAGACGAUUUUUUUUUUCCAUUCAGCUGAUAUGUUGAACUAACACUUUAUAAUCUUCCUACAUUGUGAAGCUUGUCACCAUUUUACAUUUCAGCCAUUACAAUUAUGUGUAAUUAACACAUAGAGAAAUAGAUCGAUCUGAGACAAGUGCAAUUAAUGUAUUCAAAUGAACUUGUAUGGUUUCUUAACAAGUGCAGUUUGUGUUGCUUUAUAGUUGCCGUCCGUAAGCAAUGUACAAACAGAGCCUAUCAUCUUUCAAGUUGAUAGGCUAAAUUUGGCUCUCGAAGAGAAUUCUGAUUUUCAGCCAUCUGAAAAUCCAACAAGUAACACCACAUCAAGUUCGUCCUCGAAGGGUAGCGGCUAUGGUUUUUCUGAUAAGAUGGAAUGACUAUACAGAUUCGUACGGUUAAUCUAUUAAUUGAAACUCGUGGAAGUGCUUGUUGCCAAGGGGAACCAACUCGGGCACCACCUGUGGCAUCUAUUACCAUGCACAACUUUGUACUGUAUACGACAAAUGAAAGCUGGGAGGUUGUAAAUCUUAAAGAGGCACGGGAAUUCUCCAGUAAUAAGAAGUAUAUAUACGUCUUCAAAAAACUAGAAUGGGAAUCUAUGUCUUUUGAUCUUUUGCCUCAUCCUGACAUGUUCACGGAUCCUACUUUAGGCCGCUCUCAAGAGGGAUCAAACCCGAGAGAUGAGGAUGGUGAAAAGCGAGUAUUAUUUGGAGCAGAGCGUCUUAUAGAAGGAAUAUCGGGAGAAGCAUUUAUCACGGUUCAGAGAACUGAAUUGAACAGUCCAUUUGCACUUGAGGUUCAGUUCCAUGUUACUGAAGCUGUUUGUCCAGCAUUAAGUGAACCAGGACUGCGUGCAUUUCUUCGCUUUAAAACUGGAUUACAUGUCUGUCUAAGCAGGGGAAAUGUAGAUUUGAAGGCUAAGAAGCGGUCAACUGAAGCUGCUAGGAAUUCCAUUGUGUCAAUUGUUGUGGACCAUAUAUUUCUUUGCAUUAAAGACUCUGACUUCCAACUUGAGCUUUUAAUGCAGUCCCUCCAUUAUUCUCGGGCCAGUCAAUCUGAAGGAGAUAGUCAUAGUAGCUUGACCAGAAUUAUAGUUGGAGGAGUAUUUUUAAGGGACACCAUUUCAUUUCCUCCAUGUACCUUAGUGCAACCAUCAACGCAAUCGGUCAUAGGGGAUGCUUUCCAAGUACCAACAUUUGCAAGAAGCUUUUGCCCUUCAAUAUACCCACUAGGAGAACAGCAAUGGCAAUCAAUUGUGGGAACUCCUCUAAUAUGCCUCCAUUCUGUUCAGAUCGUGCCUGCUCUUCCACCAUCUUUUGCUUGUCAAACUGUUAUUGAUUGUCAACCUCUAAUGAUUCACCUCCAGGAAGAAACCUGCCUCAAGAUAUCAUCAUUCUUAGCUGAUAGUAUUGUUGUGAAUCAUGGUGACAUUUUACCAGAUUUCUCAGUAAAAUCUUUUAAUUUCACUCUCAAGGGUCUGGAUCUUACAGUUCCUUUGGAUAAGAUCUGUCUGGAUAUUUCUAAAACCAAUAUAAACAAUACAGUCAAUACCUCUUUUGCUGGAGCAAGGCUUCGGAUUGAAAAUCUUUUCUUUUUAGAUUCACCCUCAUUGAUACUGAAAAUAUUGAACCUCGAGAAGGAUCCUGCUUGCUUCUGUCUUUGGGAGGGUCAACCAAUUGAUGCCAGUCAGAAGAAGUGGACUGCUGGAGCUUUCCAGGUUACUUUAUCUCUUGAAGUAUGUACAGACAAGCCUCCACAUCAGAGCUCUCUCGGAUGGACAUCUGGAUUGUGGAGAUGUGUUGACCUGAAAGAUGCUCGUAUAGAAGUAGCUAUGGUAACUGCUGAUGGUAAUCCAUUGUUAAAGGUUCCUCCUCCAGGGGGUAUCGUGAGGCUUGGUAUAGCUUGUGAACAGUAUCUAUCCAACACUUCACUUGAACAAUUAUAUUUUGUCCUCAGUGUCUAUGAUUAUUUUAGGAGUGUUAGUGAGAAAAUAGCCAUAGCUGGAAAAAAGGGACAAUUGAAGGAUGUCAGGAACAAAUAUUUAAGUGGAAAUCUGAUGGAGAAGAUUCCCAGUGACACUUCUGUAAGUUUGACAAUAAAAAAUCUCCAACUUCAGUUUCUUGAGUCAUCUUCUGUGAAUUCUAAGGGAAUGCCUCUAGUACAGUUUGUUGGAGAUGAUUUUUUUGUUAGUGCUACUCAUAGAACCCUUGGUGGUGCUAUUGCUGUUUCAUCCACAUUAAAUUGGGAGAGAGUUCAGAUAGAUUGCCUGGAUUCUGAAGAGCAUUUCACAUGUGAAAAUGACUCACCUUGUAGUACUAGCGAAAAUCUUCCGUCAAUAAGUGAUCAUGAACACCUUAAACUGAGACCUGUUUUCUGGGUGCAUAACAAAAAACGGCUACUUAAUGGAAAUGCUCAUUCAUACCCCUUUCUGGACAUACAUAUGGAGCAAGUCAUACCAUUUUGUGUAGUAGACACGGAAGUACAUACUUUAAAUCUCUCAGCUUCUAUAUCUGGUGUUCGUCUUGGUGGGGGAAUGAAUUACUCUGAGGCCCUCCUGCAUCGAUUUGGAGUACUAGGGCCUGAUGGUGGUCCAGGGAAUGGUUUGUCUAAAGGGUGGGAAAACUUACAAACUGGACCAUUGGCAAAACUUUUUAAGACAACAUCUCCGAUUGAUGAUAAUUUAGAAAAUGUUGAAACUACGACAGAAGGGAAAGGUACCAGUUUUUCACACUUGAAGAAGCCAGAUACCGUGGAUAUAACUAUACAGUUGAGAGACUGGUUAUUUGCUCUUGAAGGUGAGCAUGACAUGGCUGAAAGAUGGUGGUUCUCAACCUAUGAUGCAAACAGAGAAGAGAGGUGUUGGCACACAACAUUCCAUAUCUUGCGGGUAAAUGCAAAAAGUUGCCCAAAGCGUGCUCUGGAAAGAAAAACACAAUCACACAGAAUACAACUAUAUCCUGUGGACGUGGUUACGGUUGGAGUUCAAGGGUUGAAAAUCAUGAAGCCUCAAGCCCAAAAGGACAUUCCUUCAUCAGUUAUAACCGAAAAUGGAGUAAAACAAUUCACUGAAGAAGUUGAGGGAAUUGAUCUUGAAGUUGGCAUGAUAUUACGUGAGGAUAAUGAAGAUGAUGAAAUUUUUAAUUGGGAAAUGGAGAAUCUAAAGUUUUAUAUAAGACAAACGAAUGAAGCAAUUGUAACCAAGGAAGACGUCCAAAACCUCACUUUUCUAUGCAAAUCCGAAAUUGAUUCUGUGGGCCGAAUAAUAUCUGGAGUUUUACGGAUAUUUAAGCUUGAAAGUUCUGUCGGCCAGUAUGUAAUUGACAGGCUUGGCAACCUAGGAAGUAAAGACAUUGUCAAGAAUUUUUGUCCUGAGAAGCCUAGCAUAGAUGGUAGUGUUUCUAGCCAACAAAACCUAACAAAAGAAAGUCCAAGAAAAACUAUGGAACAAACAUUAACUUCGCUUGAGGAAGCAGUUGCUGGUUCACAGACUAAGAUUAGUGAUUUGAUAUCUGACAUUGGUACUUCUGAAUCUUCCUUUCAGCACCUUACUGUUAUCAAAGAACUCGGUCAAAAGAUUGAGUCGAUGCAGGGUUUAGUGGUGCAAUUGAAGAACCAACUUUAACACCUGUCAUGUGUAGUUAAAUUUUAAUAAUUUUCGUAGGUCAGCAUUCUUUUGUAUAUAGCAUAGAAGUCCAUAGGUUGAGUAUGUACAAGAUUUGCCAAAGGCUCUGCAUUUAUGCAUAAUUAAAUCAUCGAAUGGAAGAAAAUAAUGCAAUUUUGUUCUACUGAA
Vigna unguiculata (cowpea) is the source of this 6598-nucleotide messenger RNA. RefSeq lists its product as uncharacterized. The record is from RefSeq and is a predicted model, not a curated record. Lineage: Eukaryota; Viridiplantae; Streptophyta; Magnoliopsida; Fabales; Fabaceae.